AUUGGUAUUAAAAAUAACAUGGAGUGCAAUAAACAAAUAGACCUCAUAAGCUCAGAAGAGAAGUUUAAUGAAACCACUCCACACCAAAUUGGUAAAGACAGUCAAGAUCCGAGUUUUGAGGAAGUCCUGGACCUAAUCAGCCAAAUGACUACGCAUCAGAGUCCUAAUGAGGAGGAAAUCUACCUUAAAAUUGAGGAACCAAUCGCUCUGGACUCCAAACAGGAAGCAUCACUUCAAAGUUCACCAGAAGAUUUUAUAAUUAAAGACAAAUUCUUAUUAACAGAUCUAAACUCAAAUUCUGCGAACUCUGAGUCAACUGAAGGAAGUGAAGGGAGCCCCAAAAAGUUGCCUUCUAGGGCUCCUCAGAAGACAUUGCUAUCCCACGCAGCCAUGAAGAAACUCUCCCACAGAUUAUCGCUGAUGCUCCAAAACAGUGAUUUAGAGAAAAUUGAUGAAGAAGUAAUCAACUCACUCAAAUCCUUGAAACAAAAUGAGGUGUACUCAACCACAAUCUACUUCUCAAGACAUGGCCAGAGCAUUUACAACACAAAGGAACUUAUUGGAGGGGACUCUUUACUCUCUGCAAAAGGAAAGAAAUAUGCAGAAGGCUUAAGAAAAUUUUUCCAAGAAUCACAAGAAAAAUUCGAUGAUUUGCAGAAGUACUGCUCCACUCUGAAAAGAACUCAACAGACCAUUGGGUACCUCAGUGAGGUUGGCGCCGGAGAGCCAAUAAUCAGACCUGAAAUAGACGAGAUCAACGCUGGCAUCUGCGACUCCAUGACUUAUGAGCAAAUAGAGGAGAAGUUCCCAGAAGAAUUCAAACUCAGGAAGAAAGACAAGCUGAAUUACAGAUAUCCCGAAGGCGAGAGCUACAUUGAUCUCAAGGCUAGGUUAAAGCCCUUCCUUGAGGAAAUCGAGGAAUCACAGACUCCAGUAUUGGUGAUCAGCCACCAAGCCACCCUGAGAUGCGCUUAUGACCACAUGAAGGGACUCAAGACUGAAGAGAUUCCUUAUAUCCAAGUGCCUCUUCAUUCCUUAGUUAAGUUCGAAAGAUCCAUCUUUGGGUAUAGAGAAACCAUCUACAAAUAUGACACAGAAAAGGGCACCUUUGGCAAAGAAGUACACAAGGUGAACUUUCUAGACAGCUUUCUGGAACAAAUCGAGGCAAUUUCGCCCUCCAAAAGUGCAGGCCUCCAUAUCAGAAUGCCUGACCUGAUCCAGACCUAA
Molecule: messenger RNA, 1227 nt
Organism: Moneuplotes crassus
Lineage: Eukaryota; Ciliophora; Spirotrichea; Euplotida; Euplotidae
Source: the annotation of a GenBank genome assembly